UACUAUUGCUCUAAGUUGAGUAACUACAUUUUACUUCUGCCUGACAAAAAUAAGCUGAAGUAAUACUGCUCUUAGUUGUGUACAAUUUCUUUUUCUCCUAAAUGGUUCACCAGACAAAGACAACCAGCAAGAUUUCAAAUGAACAACUUCUUUAGUUUAGCUUGUGUGAUUCUACAAUGCAAAUGUAUUAAAAGGAGUCCUGCCUUUUGAUCAGAUACGUCUGUUUAAAUGUAAUCAAGCCACUUCUCAUUUUCUUACAGCUGAAUGAUAGACGCACAGAGCAGCUCAGAGAGACAGUGAGCUGCUGUCGACGGAGGAGCGUCUAAAGCCUUUCUGUUAUUUCAGUUCAAGGCAACAUAGAGCUAAUUGUUUCACGAUGUGUUCUUUCUGCAGCACCAAAUGUUGGUUCGUUUUCUUCAACGGCAUCUUCUUGGCAUCUGGGGUCGCCCUCAUCACGAUCGGAGCGCUCCAGUACUCGACCUACUUGCAGAUCGGCACUUUUGCAGGGAGCAGCUUGUCCAAAAUCGCCGUCGUCCUCAUUGCCGUGGGCACCAUCAUCACCCUUGUGUCCCUUUUGGGACAUUGUGGGGCAUUCCUGAAUAAUUCUUCCAUGGUGUCUUGUUUCAUCUGCAUCCUGAUAAUCAUCGUCCUUUUGGAGAUAUUUACAGGAGCUGCUUUUUAUAUAUUUCGCAGCAGGACUGCCCUUCUGCAGAUGAACAGCGGGAUCAACACCCAAGUUCGGACCGCGGUCUACGAAUACAGCCCAAAGGACAGACACGCCAUCAACAGGAUUCAGGAAAAGUUCAGAUGCUGCGGCGCCGACACUUACACCGACUGGUCCAGAAGUGUGGGCUGGGGAAACCAUGAAGCCGUGCCAGAUUCCUGCUGCCCGGAGAAGAGAGAAGGCUGUGGACAUGACAAGGAAAAAGCUCACAGAAAGGGAUGUAUCUCAGCUAUAAAGCUCUUUCUGUUGAAGAAUCUGGUGUGGGUCGGCGGUGUUUGCAUUGCUCUUGGAAUCACAGAGGUGUUUGGCGUGGUAGUCGGAGUGUGCCUCUGCCUGGACAUUAAACGCAAAAAUUAUGAGAAUGUCGACUAAUUCAUCAUCACAACCAUCUUUACAUGUCAACAAACAAACUAACAAACUUGUUUGAUCAUAAUAUACAUUUUUGUUUUAUGUGAUUAUAUGCUCAAAAACAUUCUCCUUACUUAAACCUCUAGGUUUAAGCUCAAUAAAGAGCCUAAAAAAAAUUUCGAUCCAUAUUCUAUGUUAAUUUUAAACUGUUUACCUGUUAGUUCUUUCUAAGAACAGAGCUCAAAUCAAUAGGUUGUACAGGUUAAAGGUUAUUGGCUCUUUGAAUUAAUCCAUUCAUAUGAUGAAUUAGCCUACUUAGCAAAACAAAGUCAGAGAUGAUGGGAGAUGUCCGAGUUA
Xiphophorus hellerii (green swordtail) is the source of this 1429-nucleotide messenger RNA. RefSeq names its product CD63 antigen-like. The transcript is spliced from 7 exons. Gene Ontology annotation, cellular component: plasma membrane. NCBI's taxonomy places the organism in Eukaryota, Metazoa, Chordata, Actinopteri, Cyprinodontiformes, Poeciliidae. Bases 377 to 1096 code for a protein of 239 amino acids. The record is from RefSeq and is a predicted model, not a curated record.